AUGGCCGUCUGGGGCACUUUCAUGAACCCAAGGCACCCCUACAUUUCAGGACACCUCCUUAAAAACAAGAACUGGACUAUACUCACUUUUAUUUCAGGGGUUGGUGCGGUUCCCUAUUACGCUCUGAAUAUUCUCCUACCUCAACAGUUGAGCCUGGUGCUCCAUGUCUCACCAUCUGUGGCAGGGUGGGCAUCGGUAGCUGACCUCUUCAAGUGUGUUCUAUCUGGAGGUAUCGUCCUCGGAGCCAUUAUCCAGGGAGCUUUGCCUCCCCAUUGGAUGCAGAAGCUUGGUAUCACGAUCAAAAUGGAAAUGAUCAUCUGCUGUAUCAUCUUUGCAGUUUUCCUUGGUGCAAUGGCUGAUCCAAACUUGACGCUUGCUAAAGCAACUAUCUUCGGCAUGAUAGCAUUGACAGCUCAAGGGAUAUUCGAGUCGCGAUGCGUCGCUGCUGCCUCUCUCGAGGUCGAUCAAAAGGACGUUGGACAAUCGAACGGAGCGCAGAUGAGCUUUCGCAACAUGGUCACGUCUAUUGCAAGCGCUAUAUUUGUCACCACGCUUAACAACACGAUCCCUAAGAAUGUGCAUAAGUACGUGGUUCCGGCAAUAGCUAAGACGGGUGCAUCUCCAGCCAUUACCGAGGCGCUGGCGCUGGCUAUCGCAAGCGGCAACGCAACUGCAAUCGCCGAAAUCCAUGCUUCACCAGCUGCAAUUCAAGCAGGUAGUGCAGCAAUGCAGCUUGCCCUAGUCAAGUCCUAUCAGUUAUUGUACUAUAUCAGCUUAUCCUUUGGAGGUGCCAUCACUAUCGCGGCAUUUUUUCUCACCUCUCACCUUAUGCAGAGCAGGCUUACUACCGAGAUCCCACGGCGCCUGCAAGAUGUAGGUAAGCAGCGCCAGUCGGACUCUGAAGCUGCGACUCCCACUUCGGAUCACGAGAAGUAG
Molecule: messenger RNA, 936 nt
Organism: Fusarium musae
Lineage: Eukaryota; Fungi; Ascomycota; Sordariomycetes; Hypocreales; Nectriaceae
Exons: 5
Coding region: 1-936 (311 amino acids)
Biological process (GO): transmembrane transport
Molecular function (GO): transmembrane transporter activity
Source: RefSeq, a predicted model, not a curated record